UCGGAGCGGCGACUAGAAUGAAAAUCUUCGCCGUUCAGACAUAUGACCCAGAUCCACUACUAUAAUAAUAAGGUCUGCUAUAAAUGAAGUCGCCUCCAACCUUUCGCUUCCCCCAUCCACGACUCAAUCACCAUGCAAGACGUAUUCGAUGUCGACGCCCGUAGGCAAAAGCUGGCUGGACCGGGCGGUAUCACUGGUCUACUGAAAGCCAAGCGGCUUUUCGGUAUUUGUAUGCUCACGGCGUUGGGCGGUCUGAAUUACGGGUACGAGCAAGGAGCUUACAGUCAAGCCCUUGUGAUGGCAUCAUUCAACCACGUGGAUAGCUUUCACAGGAUCACACAUGACCCAAGCUUUAAGGGUUGGACUGUCGCCGUCCUUGGUUUGGGUGGUUGGUUUGGAUCUCUCGUCAAUGGUUACUGCUGCGAUCGUUUCUCGAGAAGAUGGUCGAUCCUCGGAGGAGCCUUGGUCUGCUUGUUAGGCGCAGCGCUCACGGCUGGCGCUAUGAAUCCGGCCAUGAUUUUUGUCGGAAGAUUCGCGAUCGGUGCAGCUGUCGGGAGCAUGAGUACGGCGGUACCAACUUACAACUCCGAAAUCUCGUCGGCUGAGGUCCGUGGGGCGAUGGUCGGAACGUGGCAACUCAGUGUCACUCUCGGUAUAAUGAUCUCCUACUGGAUCGGUUUCGGUUCAAACUACAUCUCACAAACCAAUUCGCUCGCCUGGCGAUUACCAUUGGCGGUUCAAGCGAUACCAGCUCUUGGUUUGGCAGUGGGGACUUUCUUUAUCCCCUACAGUCCUCGAUGGCUGCUUCAGAAGGGCCGAGACGAUGAAGCAUUAAGGGUACUUGCUUACCUACGGAACCGUGACCCGGCGGAUGAGCUCAUCCGUCUCGAAUUCUUGGAAAUCAAAGCAGAUGCGCUGUUCGAGCAGGAAACAUCGGCCGCUAGAUACCCUGAAUACAUUGAUCGACCCUUCCGCCUUCAAGUUGCAAAGAUGAUGUCCCUUUUGUCGACCUGGCCCAUGUUCAAGCGAACGGCCAUCACUUGCUUGAUGAUGUUCUUCCAGCAAAUGAGUGGAAUCGAUGCCAUCGUCUACUACGCUCCCACGAUCUUCCAGUCUCUUGGCUUGGGGGGCACCACUGUCUCUCUGCUUGCAUCUGGAGUUGUAGGAAUCAGCAUGUUCCUCGCUACUUUCCCAUCGCUUUUCAUCAUGGACAAACUUGGACGACGACCCUUGAUCAUCAUUGGAGGACUCGGCAUGAGCUUUUGUCUGGUUAUUGUCGGCGCUCUGAAUGCUCGCUUCGAGGACUCUUAUGAACAUCACCGUGGUGCUGCGUGGGCCGCCGCUGUGUUUAUCUGGGUGUACAUCUUCAACUUUGGCUACAGUUGGGGCCCAGUCAGCUGGGUGGUCAUCAGUGAAAUCAUGCCCAUGUCGGCCAGGGCCCCGGGCACCGCCCUCGGAGCGUCCACUAAUUGGAUGGUCAACUUUGCAGUCUCUCUCUUUGUUCCACCCAUGCUCGAGAAACUUCGUUGGGGAACAUACAUCUUUUUCCUUGCCUUCAUGCUUCUUGGUGUAGCGUACGCUGUUUGGAUUCUCCCAGAGACCCGGAACGUCAGUCUUGAGGCCAUGGAUCGCGUCUUCAAGUCUAAUGAUGCGACGCACGAUGCUGAGACGAUGCACAACAUCAUGCUACGUCUUCAAGCCCAAUCUCAAGCCGAAAGGGCAGACAAGGAGAAAGAGAGCUCGUCGUUGCAAGGUUCCGAGUCUGAGCAAGUGUAGUCUGGAGUAUGCAUGGAUGAAUCUGGUCG
Kockovaella imperatae is the source of this 1805-nucleotide messenger RNA. RefSeq names its product hexose transport-related protein. Gene Ontology annotation, biological process: carbohydrate transport; transmembrane transport. The record is from RefSeq and is a predicted model, not a curated record. The transcript is spliced from 12 exons. Gene Ontology annotation, molecular function: carbohydrate:proton symporter activity. NCBI's taxonomy places the organism in Eukaryota, Fungi, Basidiomycota, Tremellomycetes, Tremellales, Cuniculitremaceae. Gene Ontology annotation, cellular component: membrane. The coding region runs from base 133 to 1776 and encodes 547 amino acids.